Molecule: messenger RNA, 1510 nt
Organism: Schistocerca piceifrons (Central American locust)
Lineage: Eukaryota; Metazoa; Arthropoda; Insecta; Orthoptera; Acrididae
Product: lipase 3-like
Exons: 8
Coding region: 47-1273 (408 amino acids)
Biological process (GO): lipid metabolic process
Molecular function (GO): hydrolase activity, acting on ester bonds
Source: RefSeq, a predicted model, not a curated record
GCGACCCGGUGAGCACGCUUACAGUCUCGUUGGUCCCACCGCUGCAAUGGCCGCCACCGCCCUCUUCCUGCUGCUGCUGACCGCCUCGCACCUCGCCCUCUGCGCCGCCGUUGCCACCGACGACUACAACCCGGACGUCGACUUGUCCACCCCGGGCAUCAUCCGCCGCCACGGCUACCCGGCCGAGGCGCACACCGUGCUGACGGGCGACGGCUACCUGCUGACCAUGCACCGCAUCCCGCGGCCGCAGCCGCAGGCCGCCUGCCGCAUCCUGCCCGUGGUGCUGCAGCACGGCCUGCUCGGCAGCUCCACGGACUGGGUCUUUCUCGGGCCCCGCAACGGUCUAGCUUACCGGCUGUAUGAGGCGGGAUACGACGUCUGGAUUGGGAACUCCCGAGGCAACACUUACUCUCGCGCCCACUCCAACAUGUCCAUCCACGACUCUCGCUUCUGGGACUUCAGCUGGCACGAGAUGGGCGUGUACGACGUGCCGGCGGUGAUCGGGCACGUGCUGCGCGAGACGGGCUGCCCGCAGCUGUUCUACGUGGGCCACUCCAUGGGCACCACCAUGUUCUACGUGAUGGGCUCGGAGCGGCCCGACAUGAACGACAAGGUGCGCGCCAUGUUCAGUCUGGCGCCCGUCGCCUACAUGAGCCGCGUCAAGAGCCCCAUCCGCUACUUCGCGCCGGCCGCCAGCGACCUCACGUUCUUUAUGCAUCUCUUCGGGCAUGACGAGUUUCUACCGCAAAGCAAGGCCCUUCGAUUCCUCGCAAAGGUCGCCUGUGAGCUGACGACCAUCGAAGAACAUGUGUGUGAAAAUGCCAUGUUCACUCUGGUCGGAUUCGACGAAAAACAAUUCAACAUGACCAUGCUACCUGUGCUGCUGAGCCACAGCCCAUCAGGUUCCUCCACAAAGACUCUAGCUCACUAUGCACAGGAGAUCAAUUCAGGCAAGUUUCGGAAGUACGAUUAUGGAAAAACAGGUAAUAUGGAACGUUAUGGAACUCCUGAGCCACCAGCUUACAACAUUUCCAACAUCCGUGCACCCAUUUCACUUCACUUUGCUAGCAAUGAUUGGCUUGCCAACAUACAGGACGUUGAAGAAUUCUCACUGAAGCUGCCCAAUGUGGUAUUCAGCGAGCUGGUGCCGCUGCUGUCUUUCAACCACCUGGACUUUCUGCUGGCCAAGGACGUUCCGUACCUCGUCUACGACAGGGUUGAGCAGCUGAUGGACAAGCUGCAGCAGGACGAGUGGGAUCUGGACGACAUCUAAUUGUCGAGCAGCCUGCACCUUUCUGGGGACGUGCUGCCGCCUGUUAUCUGCGCGCAGUGACUGCGGAAUACAGCAGGCGCCUGUAGACGCCUCGGCUGAUCUUCCGCUGAAGUCAAGACAAGCGGCAGCCAGGAACACUGCACUCCCAAAAUUCUGUAUGAGAUGGAGCAAACGACUGCUUCGAAUCAUGUAUUUAUCACACCACAAAUUGAUACGUAAAAAAAGUACUUACCGUAA